UAAAAGUUCGUUUCAAGUAGUAGCAGUGCGAUCGAGUUGUUUUUCGCUUUUUUUCCACUUGAACGGGAAACACGCCCUGACGGCAUGGCGGAGAAGAAGAGAAAAAAGAGAGACGAGAACGGGCACAAAAAUAGGGGAGAAUUCAAGAAGAAGAAGAAGAACGGUCGCAAUAGCUCGAAGCAGGACAGGGAGGCUAGGAGGAGAACGGGUCCUCGUUUGCCCAAUGCCCUACGGAAGGAACUUGAUCUCUUAAACUCUACUACUCAGCUCUCUGACGACGACGCAGCCAGCGACUCCGAUGUGGCCGCAACCAACGACCUUUACGAGUAUGAAGAAGCUCUACCGGAGGAGGAAUCCAAGAAGAAUAAACGAUUUGACUCCGUUGAUAACUACGAAUAUGAGCUCCCGGAGGAAUUUGAGGAUGAAGAUGUAGCAUCAGAUGAUGGCAAUGAUGAAGGAGAUGAGGCUAAUAGGGGCGGUGAUGAGCUUGAUAAUGAAGAUGACGGAAGGCAUUCUAGGAUGCUGCAAGAGAUCACUGGAUUGCCUGGUGAUGCCUUUGAAGGUAAGAGGAAGAAUAGUGAUUUUGUCAUAUCUGAGGCAUAUCCGGAGUCUGAAUACAAUCCCAGUCGUGAUAUUCUUGAGGGUGACAGCCGCAUAAGCAUUGAGGACCUUUUGGAUCCACUUCAUGGGAAGUCCGGCUUCAGUAAACUCAGGAAGGAUGUGCAUCGAAUGGAAAGGAAGUCUUUGUCCCUUAACGCACCUCUUCCAAGAUCAGAUCAAGAGAGAUUGGAAAGAAAGGCAGCUUAUGAGCUGUCAAAGAAGGAUAUUACAAAGUGGGAACCUCUUGUUAAGAGGAACCGAGAAGCACCCACUAUAUAUUUUGAUGAAGAAACAGAUGUGGGGUUUUCCACUGUUGGAUCAAUAGCUUCUGAAUUUAAACCAAGGAGUGUUUUUGAGAAGAAAAUUGCAUCAUUGGUCAAUGAUAAUGAUAUUAUUGAAGCUCAUAGAAAAGACGGUGCUAGACUUUUGGAACUGAAUAAGAUAUCUGUUGAAGAUGUGAGGGAUCAACAGAAUCGGCUUGCAAAAAUGCGUAGUCUUCUUUUCCGUCAUGAACUGAAAGCAAAACGUAUAAGAAAGAUAAAGUCUAAAACAUAUCAUCGUCUGUUGAAGAAAGAUCGCCUGAAAGCAACUGCUGCUGCAAUGGAAAUGGACCCAGAAGCUGCUAAAGAACUUGCAAUGAAACAAGAGUUCAAGAGAGCAGAGGAACGCUUGACGUUGAAACACAAGAACAGCUCAAAGUGGGCAAAGCGCAUUCUCCAGCGCGGUUUGAAUAUCCAAGAUGAUGGGACUCGAGCUGCUAUAGCUGAACAACUCAAUCAACAUGCUCUGCUGACAAGAAAAAUGAAUUCUAUGAUGGGAAGUAGUGACGAGAGCAGUGAUGAGGAUUACUCUGAUGACAUUUUAAUUGAUUCAGAUCAAGAAGGUCCAUCAACAAUGUUAAAGAAAGCAAAGGAAAAGACACUUGAAAUACUAGAAGGGAAUGAAGAGUUGCCUAAGUCAGGAGUUCUUUCUUUGCCUUUCAUGGUCCGUGGCUUGAAAAAAAGAAAAGAGGCUGCUGAUGAAGAAGCAAGGCUUGCUCUUCAGGAUUAUGAGCUGUCAUUGAAGCAAUUGGAAGAUAAAAAUGAGGAAGAUAGUGAAAACCUCCAUGUCUCCAGCGGGAGAAGGGUUUUUGGUGCUACUAAAAGGCAGGUUCAAGAAUUUAAGGAUAAGAACAAUUCAGAUAAUUACUAUGGAAACAGUGACAGCGACGAAGGCCUUGAGGCCAUUGGAGGUGAUGAGGAAGAUGGAAUGGACAAGAAUAAUGAGUCUCAGACAGAUGUCAAUAUCAAUCCUGAUGUAUUGCGUGAGGAGUCCGAGAUUGGCCAUGACCCUAUUUUUAAGAGUUUUGAGGACAUUGUUAAAGAACCAGGCCCCAGAACUACGUACGAAGUCGCUCUUUUUGCGUCCAAUUCAUCGAAAAAGAUGAAAAACGUUGAUGAGAAAAUAGGAGUCCAGAACGAGGAAGUCUCUGAUUGCAACACAACCAGGUACACUGAAAUGGGGGACCUAGAUAUGGAGGGAGAGAAUGCUGAUAGUGAUACAGAGAGCGAAGGACAGAUGGUGGAUGGCAUUUUGUCUUCUGGAACUAAGUCCACUUAUGAGCAACCAUCCCAGGAAGAACUUAUACGCCGUGCUUUUGCGGGAGAUGAUGUUGAAGAGGAAUUUGAAAAAGAUAAAGAAGUGGUUUUGAAUGAGGAAAAUCCUGAACCAGAAAAACCGACUCUACUUCCUGGAUGGGGUCAGUGGACUCACAUACAGAAAUCGAAAGGAUUACCUUCUUGGAUGAUGGAAGAACAUGAGAAUGCUAAAAAGAAAAGGGAGGAAGCCCUUAAGAAGAGGAGAGAUGCGCAGCUGAAUCAUGUUAUAAUAUCUGAGAAGCUGGAUAAGAAGGCUGAAAAACUUCAUAUGAAGACAUUGCCCUUUCCUUACACAUCCAAAGAAGUUUUCGAACAAAGUAUGCGAAUGCCUAUUGGACCAGAAUUUAACCCUGCUACAGCAAUUGGAGCUCUUAAUCGCCCAGAAGUGGUGAAGAAGGCUGGUCUAAUAAUAAAGCCAAUAAGGCUUGAGGAUGUUGAUCCCCAUGAAAAGGUGGAGAAUAAUAGAAGCAAAAGACAGAAGCAGCAGAUGAGCAAAAGUAAAGGCAAAUCCAAUAAAAAUAUGAAGUCAAGGGGACCUUGAAGACUGAGUGAUGAGUCGUUUUAUGCCUGAAAUUUGUACGAGCAGGCAAGUAAUCUACUGAUUUUCUGAGGUUUUCAGUUUUGGCAUAGGCAGGAAGGAGGUUGCCCAAUCCUUUAUUAACAUAUCUAGGGGGCGUUUGGUUCGCAGCUUGGAAUCGGAUUCGGAUUUGGAAUCGGAUAUCCUGGGUUUGGAAUGAGACCUUUCAUUCCAAUACAUCUGUUUGGUUCAAGUAUCUGAAAUGGGUAUCAUUACUAUACUUGAUGUUUGGUUCGUUGGUUCUUUCGGAAUGGAAUCUAAUAAAUUUCCAAUUUUAACCUUA
Messenger RNA from Coffea eugenioides, 3097 nucleotides. RefSeq names its product U3 small nucleolar RNA-associated protein 14 homolog A. The record is from RefSeq and is a predicted model, not a curated record. The transcript is spliced from 11 exons. Bases 85 to 2778 code for a protein of 897 amino acids. Gene Ontology annotation, biological process: rRNA processing. Lineage: Eukaryota; Viridiplantae; Streptophyta; Magnoliopsida; Gentianales; Rubiaceae. Gene Ontology annotation, cellular component: small-subunit processome; nucleolus.